GAUGUUGAUGAUGAGUCUGAUUCUGAUGACACCAUGGAAGAAGAGCCAGACUUUUCAUCAGAUGCCAACUAUAAUACCGAGAUGGAAUCUGAGACGGACCCUGAAACAGAAAAUGAAGAUGCCCAGGAAGAAGAGAGCAGAGUUUUUUCCGAUGAUGAAAACCUCAGAACACAACCAAAGUUUAUUGUGUUUUGGUCACAGCUCCUUCUCCUUUUUCGCUUUUGCCAUACUUGUAAAGCAGAUGGCCCUCUUAUAGAAGCAAAGCAAGUGGGUACUAUGGUUGUAGUUACAUCAACUUGUGGAAAUAAGAACUGCCAUUCGAGAGUUGUUGUAUGGAAAAGUCAGCCAAAUAUGACUGGGACAAAAAUUCCUGCCGGAAAUUUCCUGCUUUCUUUUGCCAUUCUUCUCUCUGGGGCUUCGGCAUCGAAGACCAUUCAGAUGUUCAAGCAUAUGGGGCUAUGCUGUUUCUCACUGGCAACUUUCUUCAAACAUCAAAAUUUGAGUACCAGUAUGAUAUUCAAUGUGAUCCCUGUACUUCUAUUGUGUUAAUGAUUGCAAGCCAUU
Molecule: messenger RNA, 564 nt
Organism: Actinia tenebrosa (Australian red waratah sea anemone)
Lineage: Eukaryota; Metazoa; Cnidaria; Anthozoa; Actiniaria; Actiniidae
Source: RefSeq, a predicted model, not a curated record